Paraglomus brasilianum is the source of this 687-nucleotide messenger RNA. The record is from the annotation of a GenBank genome assembly. Lineage: Eukaryota; Fungi; Glomeromycota; Glomeromycetes; Paraglomerales; Paraglomeraceae.
AUGGCAACCGCCUCUCAGAAUAAUUUUUUUAUUAGUGAUUCUACUGAUUCAAUACUGGGAAAUAGAAAUGAGAUAUUAGUUGUAAAAAAACUCUUGGUUAAAUGUGAUAAAUGUUUAAAAGCACGAGCAUUAUCUUGUCCUUUAUUCUUAAUUGCAAAGAAUUUUAUGAUAAGCUCGAAACUAAAACCGGAUUUGUAUGGAAACGUGCACCAUACAGAAGGUCGGCCAGUGGCAUUAAAGGUUUUCGAUGCAUCAAAAAAAGAUGCUAUUUUGCGCGACGGGAUCGAACUGCCAAAAGAAGCGGCAAUCUUUCAAAAAAUUUUGCCCCAUCCAAAUAUUAUAGAGCUUAUUUAUUGCCAUCGAAUUAAUUCCACAGACCACUGGACUCUCGCGUUUGAGUAUCAUGGAUAUAAUGCGUUAAAGUCAAACUUGAAUGAUUAUUUGCGCGAUCUUUCGAAUGAACGAGGCAUGUAUGGUUUAAUGGAAUGUGAAGCAAAAAAUAUAAUGUAUCAGCUGCUACAGGCGUGUAGACAUCUGGAAAAACAUGGAAUUUAUCACCGCAAACUAGAACUGGAUAACAUAGUCAUCAACGGCGAAGGUAGAGUAAAAUUGAUCAAUUUUGAUUCGGCAAUUAAAGUAAAUGAAAAUGAUUGGCACUGCGAGCCGCCUAUUGGUUCCAGUAAGUAG